AUGCUUGGCGUGGACGUGUAUCCGAGCUUUGCGCUGGGACCUCAGAGGAUUGGAGAUCGCUUCUACAGAGAUCGGGAGUGUGACAGGGCGGCCAAAGCCCCGCCCCCCACGAGGCUUACGGCGCCCCAGCCGGGCCUCCACAGCGAGCAGGCGGCCCAAGCGCAAAAAGACGACGUGAAGAUGGACCUGGAGAACUCGUCGCUGUGGAAGCAGUUCAGCUCGGUGGGAACGGAGAUGAUCAUCACCAAAAAGGGCAGACGGAUGUUUCCCGGUAUGAAGUUGAAGCUGUCGGGCCUGAACCCAUCCCUACGCUACAUCCUUCUCCUGGACAUCAUCCCGACGGACAACUCCCGCUAUCGCUUCCAAGGCGGCGGAUGGCAGGCGGUGGGCGGAGCCGAAGCCAGGCUACCGGACCGCGUGUUCAUCCACCCGGAUUCCCCUGCCACCGGUGCUCACUGGCAGAGUCGCACCAUCUCCUUCCACUACGCCAAGCUCACCAACAACACGCUGGACGCACAGGGACAUAUCAUCCUGCACUCGCUGCAUCGCUACCAGCCCAGAGUGCACGUGAUCGAGGCCAGGGACAUGCUGAGUUGGGGCGGAGGGCAGCACUCCUUCGUCUUCCCCGAAACCCAGUUUAUCACAGUCACCGCCUACCAGAACAACAAGAUCACAGAGUUGAAGAUCAACUCCAAUCCCUUUGCCAAAGGGUUCCGGGACGAAGGAAUGAAUAGCAAAAAACAAAGAGAUGCAAGACAGAAACGGAAACUAGCUGACAUGACGGAAACCGCAGCUAUAGUGAACUGUGACCCAUGCGACUCCACUCAGCCCGCUGUCCCCGCCACCGCUCCCAGCAUGACCGGAGCAGACCUGCAGGCACUCGCUUUGGCCUCUCUCCCCCCUCUGCCUGCUGAGCCCUCAUGUGGUUUUACCCCAGAGGAGACCCCCUUCCAGGGCACUCUUGUCUCAGAACAGCCUCUGGACCUUGACCAGGCCUUCAUAGCUUCCCAGAUUCCAGACAUCCGCCUCUCCAUUAGUGCUGGGAUGCAGGGCACAACUGGAAGUGAGGUCACGACAACUAUCAUUGAAAGCUCUGACUCUCUGAGUGAGGCGACGUUCACCUCCACCUUCCCCGCAGCUCAGGCCAGCUCGCCCUCCUUCGCUCCUCUCCCCCAGCCUUCCACCUUCCCCUCAAACCCAUCCGACACUUCCAUGGACUACCCCGCCCUCCUCUCCUCCUCCCCCACCCUCUCCACCGCCUCCUCCACCACCUCACCCUCUCUGCAGCAGACCGCCUUCUCCUUCCCCACUCCAUCGCCAUCUUCCUCCUCUACCUCCUCACCCUCCUAUCACAACAUGCCGCCAUCCGACCCCGACGCCGCUUUCCCCCCGUGUCAGACCCAUGACCAAAUGUCGCUGCUCAUGCAACAAGAUGAUGCUGUUUCCAGCGGCCACAAUUCCCCCACUGAGCAAAGUUCGGAAGCUUUCAUCUAUCCGAAUACUCUCCCUUCUAAUGCUGAAUCCCAGUCCCCGCUGGGUGCCCCCCCAGCACCCUUUGCUUUCCCACCACCACCCUUGCAAAACCUUUCCUUUCCAAGCCAGGCCCUUCACCUCUCCAAUCUGACCCAGCAAGCUCAAGGCCCCGACCUCUCCGCCGCCUUCCCCCUCCCAUCUUACUCCCUGCCUUUCCAACCCUCCUCUUGCUUCCCCUCCACUCCUCACCCUCAAAACCUAAACAACGCGGCCCCCUCGUACACGCCGGUGGAGCUGGGCGCCAUGCCUCAGUUCCCCCCCGCCGGCCCCUACCGCUCAGAUAUGAUGCUGCACCACCACUCCCUGCUCCCGCAGCUGGAGCCACCCCUCCCCAUCACAACUCCCACUCCAAACAUCUACCCAGCCUUCUCCUCUUACCCACUCCGGCUACGCCAGGACCCUCACCCGUCUCUCACCAUCCCCCUCAGGCACCUGUACAGACACCAGCACGCCCACGCCCAGGGGUCCUUCCUGGAUGUGAGCUCCAGGGCUGUGUUCUAA
Messenger RNA from Phycodurus eques (leafy seadragon), 2034 nucleotides. RefSeq names its product T-box transcription factor 6 (gene tbx6). The record is from RefSeq and is a predicted model, not a curated record. Gene Ontology annotation, molecular function: RNA polymerase II cis-regulatory region sequence-specific DNA binding; DNA-binding transcription factor activity, RNA polymerase II-specific. The transcript has 8 exons. Gene Ontology annotation, cellular component: nucleus. NCBI's taxonomy places the organism in Eukaryota, Metazoa, Chordata, Actinopteri, Syngnathiformes, Syngnathidae. The coding region runs from base 1 to 2034 and encodes 677 amino acids. Gene Ontology annotation, biological process: vasculogenesis; cell fate specification; regulation of transcription by RNA polymerase II.